AUGGCCGCCUCUCCGGGACUUUUCACAGCCACAGCAGCGAAGGGCAUGUCGCCGUUUCCCGUGCUGCCCCCGAUCGAAGGCACCCAGGCCCUGGGGGAGGCGGACCGGGGGGAGGCGGGCCGGUGGGACGUGGGCCGGACCGUCGCAGCGAAGGAGGAGAUAGCGGAGAGGCUAGCGGCGCAAAAGAAGCUGAUGGCGCACAGAAGGAGCAGAGUGGAGCAGGGGCGCAUGCACCUGAUAUUGGUGUCGAGAGCAAUGGAGGCCUACAGACAGAGCAAAGAGAGGGGGGAAGUGCGCAGCCGGUCACCUGAACCAGAGUUGCCACCUUCUAUGCUCAGCGAGGAGCGGAAGCGUAGGAUGAACUACAUGUUACAGAAGCAGAGCGUACACAGGCGCCCAUUCGCUCCAAUCCGGCAACAGUGGUUGGACUCCAUCGUCGCCAGAGUGUCGCCAAAGCUUAAAGAGGGCCCGGAGAGAAGUAAACAUCUACAGGAGCUCUGCAAGGAAGCCAGCGACAUCUUCCACAACGCGGUCGUCAAGCACACAGUGGACACAAUCCUAAAGGAUCCGCAGACAGAAGGCCCCGUCUCGGGUAACCGGAAGGCUGCCCCACCAAAGAUUCUUGAUUUCUCCCAACCGUGGCACGAGAGCUUCAUCAGAAGCCGCGAGGUGAUGAAAAACAACCUGCACAUCCUUCACCCGGUCAUGCGAACCGUCCUGGAUGUCGGCUAUGCAAAGCUUUCUCCUCUGGUCCUGGUUGAUCGUUCAGGACGCGGCGCCUCGGCGCCCGUGGUCUGUAAGAGCCUACAGGAAAAAAUGGCCGUGCAGUGUAAGAGGACAGAAGAUCGCAUCAUGUGCACCUGGUUUCCCAAAGUCGUCGACUUGCUGACGAACAGCGACACGCUGAAGGGGAUUAAAGAGGAGAAUCUGGACUCCUUCUACGACUGCGCGUCCACCCUCAUCUCCAAUCAGUUGAAGUCCGUGCUUCAGAAAAGUGUCGAGGAGUUCGUCCAUCUCUUCGAUCCGAUCAACCGCCACCGCCUGCCCCUCUUUCAUUUGGCCUUGACGUUCGACAACGAAAAGAUGGAGAUCUAUCCCACCUUACAAGAUCUGGAAGCCUCUGUUCUUGAGAUUCUCAAUGCCAUCACAAACACACUGCAGAGAGUACAGACGAUCCCGUCGUGGCAGGCGCGAACCGCGCCUACGUUUGUGGACGCCAAGGUGGCGGACCACGUCCUCGCUUGGGCUCGGGUCACCGUGAAGACCGCCGUGCGCAAGAAUCUCGAGGAACCGGACCAACACUUCCAGAACUAUGUUGACAACUAUGACUGGCUAGUCAACGGAACUGCACAGGCCAGAGUGGAUAAAUUCAUGGAAGAGGAGCACUCUUUUGAUGAGUACACUGAGCAAGUGGAGGAGUUUCGCGCCCUGUCGAAGCAGAUCAGCAGCCUUCCAGCAAAAGCCCACUUCUCGAUGGUCCAUCUGGACUGCGAAGAGCUGAAACUGGGGCUGGCCAACAAAGCGAAGAACUACGGCGAAACACUUCUGAAGAAAGUGAUCGCCAGCCACCGGGAGCAAAAUCUACAGAUCUGCUCUGAAUUUGAAAGCAUCCGAGAGAACGUUCUGAAAGUACCAGAAAGUACGGGAGACAUGACUGAGAUCAUUGAUCACAUCAAUUUCACGAAGACAGAGGGUAUCGCAGAACUUAAUGAAAAGAUAAAGGAAGCCUUCUGUAGACUCAGCUACAUCCAGAAUGUCCACUUCCUUGAGCCCGAGGAUCAGGAGCUCAAUACGACCGUCUUUCUUUGGCCGCAGGAGAUCCUUCACGUCUUUGAACUCAGCGAUGAGGUGAUGCAGAAGGCCAAGCUGAAAGGGGAGCAGGAGCUGCUGGCUAGAAGAGAAAGAUUGAUGAUACAGCUGGAAAAGUUGGGCCGCAGGAUCGAGGAGUUCCCACAUUGCUGUGAGCUGGAUAUGAUGCAGCAGUACGUAACAGAUGUCAGAACGGUUCAGAAACUUCUCCAGGAGACCGAGGAGGAGAUCGUCUUCAUUAACAAAGAAGAGGUCUUUUACAAAAUGGACCCGACGUGUUACCCAGAAGUCGAGGUCAUCCAAGGGAGCAUCGGACUGUAUCAUAAGCUGUUCGCCUUUGUGCUAAAGUGGCAGCGCACACAAAACAGAUGGAUGGACGGUUCCUUCCAGGAGCUGGACGGCGAGAGCAUGGAAGUAAAAGUGGACGAGUUCUAUAGGGAGAUCUUCAAGACGCUCAAGUUUUUCCAACAGAAGCAGAAUAAGGCCGAGCAAGAGCUGGAGAAGAUUGCUGGCAAGACUAAGCAACGACCUAGUGAGGACGAGCCAAGGAAGCAGGACAGCCCCACAGUACUUUUGUGCUCCACUGUAAUGGAGCAGAUCCAAGAGUUCAAGGACCAUAUCCCUGUAGUCUCCAUCCUGUGCAAUCCAGGCAUCAGAGCUCGCCACUGGGAUCAGAUGUCGGAGAUAGUGGGGUAUGACCUCACUCCUGACUCUGGCACGACACUACGCAAAGUUCUCAAAAAAGACCUGGCCCCUUAUCUGGAAGAGUUUGAGUCCAUCAGCACCGCUUCUAGUAAAGAGUUUUCCCUGGAGAAGGCUAUGCAAACCAUGUUGCAUGUCUGGGAUGGUAUUUCUUUCCACCAUCAGCCUUACAGGGAGACCGGAGUGUCCAUCCUGACUGCCUUGGACGAGAUUCAAACAAUGCUCGAUGACCAGAUUGUGAAGACUCAGACUAUGAGGGGCUCGCCGUUCAUCAAACCUUUUGAAAAUGAGAUCAAACAAUGGGAGGAGCGUCUGCUUCGUAUCCAGGAAACCAUCGAUGAAUGGCUGAAGGUGCAGGCCCAGUGGCUUUAUCUGGAGCCCAUCUUCUCCUCUCAGGACAUCAUGCAGCAGAUUCCAGAAGAGGGACGACUUUUCCAAACCGUUGACAAAAACUGGAAAGACGUCAUGAGGCACUGCGUCAAGGACCCUAAGAUUCUGCAAGCAACCUCGCUGAAUGGUUUGCUGGAGAAACUGCAAGAUUCUAACAACCUCCUGGAAAGCAUCAUGAAAGGACUGAAUGCCUAUUUGGAGAAGAAGCGUCUCUUCUUUCCACGGUUCUUCUUCUUGUCCAACGAUGAAAUGCUGGAGAUUCUGUCUGAGACCAAGGACCCGCUACGAGUGCAGCCCCAUCUGAAGAAGUGCUUUGAGGGUAUUUCCAAACUGGACUUCCUCCCCAACCUGGAUAUCCAGGCCAUGUACAGCAGCGAGGGUGAGCGUGUUCAGCUAAUCCAACACAUCUCCACGUCUGAAGCCAAAGGAGCCGUCGAGAAGUGGCUGGUGCAAGUGGAGGACCUGAUGGUUCGCAGUGUCAGAGAUGUAGUAGACCGGUCCAGGGUGGCCUACGCUGAGAGUGCACGGAGCCAGUGGGUCAGGGAGUGGCCUGGACAGGUGGUGCUCUGCACCUCGCAGAUCUUCUGGACCUUGGAGGUUCAUGAAGCCAUCAAUGCAGGAGCGGAUGGUUUAAAGAACUACUAUGAACAGCUCCAGAGUCAGCUGAAGGACAUUGUGGAGCUGGUGAGAGGGAAACUGCCCAAACAAACACGCAUCACACUGGGAGCGCUGGUCACCAUCGACGUCCAUGCCAGGGAUGUGGUCUCUGAGCUUAUUGAGAAAGGUGUAUCAAAUGAUACAGACUUCCAGUGGCUGGCCCAGCUUCGUUACUACUGGAGCAAUAACGAUGUUCGCGUUCGCAUCAUCAACUGUGAUGUUAAAUACGCCUACGAGUACCUGGGGAACUCGCCGCGCCUCGUCAUCACUCCACUGACUGACAGAUGCUACAGAACCCUGAUUGGGGCUUUCUACCUGAAUUUGGGUGGUGCGCCUGAGGGUCCAGCUGGAACGGGAAAGACAGAAACCACCAAGGAUCUAGCCAAAGCUCUAGCUGUGCAGUGUGUGGUGUUCAACUGUUCCGACGGACUGGAUUACCUCGCCAUGGGCAAAUUCUUUAAAGGUCUGGCCUCAUCGGGUGCGUGGGCAUGCUUUGAUGAGUUCAACCGCAUUGAGCUGGAGGUGCUGUCUGUCGUGGCCCAGCAGGUUCUCUGCAUCCAGAGGGCCGUCGAGAUGAAGUUGGAGUACUUUGACUUCGAAGGGACAAUGCUCAAACUCAAUCCCAACUGCUUUGUGUCCAUCACAAUGAACCCCGGCUAUGCAGGACGCUCAGAACUGCCAGACAACCUCAAGGUGUUGUUCCGAACGGUGGCCAUGAUGGUGCCCAACUACGCACUGAUAGCAGAGAUCUCUCUGUAUUCAUACGGCUUCCUGAAUGCCAAACCGCUGUCAGUGAAGAUCGUGAUGACCUACAGGCUCUGCUCCGAGCAGCUGUCCUCCCAGUUCCAUUAUGAUUACGGCAUGAGGGCUGUCAAAGCUGUGCUUGUGGCUGCAGGAAACCUCAAGCUCAAGUAUCCUGACGAGAAUGAGGACAUACUGCUCCUGAGGUCCAUAAAGGAUGUCAAUGAACCCAAGUUUCUCUCCCAUGAUAUUCCGCUGUUCAAUGGGAUCACCAGCGAUUUGUUCCCGGGCAUCUCCCUUCCUGAGGCUGACUAUCAGCUGUUUCUGGAGGCCGCUAAAGAGUGCUGUGAAAAUCACAACGUACAGGCAACACAGGUCUUCUUAGAGAAGAUGAUCCAGACAUAUGAGAUGAUGAUAGUCAGGCAUGGGUUCAUGCUGGUGGGCGAGCCUUUCGCUGGUAAGACCAAAGUGCUCCAUGUUCUCGCCGACACGCUGACUCUCAUGAACGAGAGAGGGUACGGCGAGGAGGAGAGGAUCAUCUUCAGGACGUUGAACCCAAAGUCCAUCACCAUGGGACAGCUCUUUGGACAGUUUGACGUAGUCUCCCAUGAGUGGACAGACGGGAUUGUGGCCAACACAUUUCGCGAGUUUGCAUCGGCUGAGACACCAGACCGCAAAUGGGUGGUGUUUGAUGGUCCCAUAGACACACUGUGGAUUGAGAGCAUGAACACUGUGCUGGAUGACAACAAAAAGUUGUGCCUGAUGAGUGGUGAGAUCAUCCAAAUGUCCAAUCAGAUGAGUCUGAUUUUUGAAGCGAUGGAUCUAUCACAGGCCUCGCCGGCCACAGUCAGUCGGUGUGGUAUGAUCUACAUGGAGCCGUCUCAGCUGGGCUGGGAGCCCCUAGUGAUUUCCUGGAUGAACAAUCUUCCCGACGCUCUGCAGAGACCCGACAACCGCUCCCUGCUGCUGGAGCUCUUCCACUGGCUCCUGCCGCCUGCCUUCAGGGUGCUGCGUAAGCACUGCAGAGAAGUUGUUUCCACCAGCAACAGCAACACCGUGGUGUCCCUGUGUCGCCUGUUUGAGAUGCUGCUCACCGAACCUGUGAAAACGAGUUUCGUUGAUAAAAAUCUUCGCACCUGGAUCAUGGCGGCUUUUGCCUUCUCCCUGGUGUGGUCUACGGGCGGCAGCUGUGACGCAGACAGCAGAGAGAAGUUCAGUGAGUUCUUGCGGGCGACCUUGUCUGGAGAGACGGAUGGACACCCGAUCCCGGCCUCUGUGGGGAAAUGGGAGUGUCCGAUGGAUGAGAACGGGCUGGUGUAUGACUACUUCUACGAGUUCAAUGGAAAAGGCCGCUGGGUUCACUGGAAUGACGUCAUCAAGAAUGUAAACUUGGGGGACAAAAACACCAAAGUGCAAGAGAUCAUCGUUCCCACGAUAGACACAGUGCGCUACACCUACCUCAUGGACCUUGGCAUCCGAUACGGAGUGCCUUUCCUGUUUGUUGGUCCGACUGGCACCGGGAAGUCUGUGUAUGUGAAGGAGAAGCUGAUGAACAAUCUGGACAAAGACCUCUAUCUACCCUUCUUUCUCAAUUUCUCAGCUCGCACAAGCUCCAACCAAACCCAGAAUAUCAUCAUGUCCAGGUUAGAUAAGAGAAGGAAGGGCGUGUUCGGGCCCCCCAUGGGAAAGAAGUGCGUGAUCUUCGUCGACGACAUGAACAUGCCUGCACUGGAACAGUUCGGAGCACAGCCUCCUGUGGAGCUUCUUCGGCAGUAUAUAGACCAUGGAAACUGGUAUGACCUGAAGGAUACCUCCAGGAUCUCUCUUGUUGACCUCCAGCUCAUCUCUGCUAUGGGACCCCCCGGUGGCGGGAGGAACGCCGUGACACCCCGCUUUCUGCGGCACUUCAACAUCGUUAGCAUCAACGCCUUCAGCGACGACACCAUGGUCCGCAUCUUCUCCAGCGUGGUUGCUUUCUAUCUCAAAAACAACCAAUUCCCACCGGAAUAUUUCACCGUCGGCAACCAAAUAGUGACGGCGACAAUGGAAGUGUAUAAGAGAGCCAUGGAGAAUCUACUGCCAACUCCAGCCAAGUCCCACUAUACCUUCAACCUGCGGGACUUCUCGCGCGUCAUCCAAGGCUGCCUGCUGCUGAAGAAGGACUCGCUGGAGAACAAACGCACGAUGAUACGCUUGUUUGUCCACGAGGUCUUCCGCGUCUACUACGACCGCCUGGUGGACGACAAAGAUCGGGCAUGGCUCUACGAGCUGAUGGACGGCAUCCUCAAAGAUCACUUCAAAGAGUCCUUUGAGCAGGUGUUCGAUCACCUGAAGAAAAGCAGCAGACUGGUUGAGGAAGACAUGCGGAGUCUUCUGUUUGGUGACUACAUGGACCCCGACCUGGAGGACGAUGAGCGCUUGUACACUGAGGUUUCCUCGAUGGAAAGCUUUUCCGAAGUGGUGCAGUCGUGUCUCGAUGAAUACAACCAGAUGCACAAGAACCGCAUGAACCUCGUCAUCUUUCGCUAUGUCCUGGAGCACCUGUCUCGUAUCAGCCGUGUGUUGAAGCAGCCAGGGGGCAACGCCCUGCUGGUGGGAGUGGGAGGCAGCGGACGCCAGUCCAUCACCCGCCUGGCCACGUCCAUGGCCCACAUGACCAUGUUCCAGCCCGAGAUCUCCAAGAGCUACGGCAUCACUGAGUGGAGAGACGACCUCAAGAUGCUGCUGAAGAAUGCCGGGGUGAAAGGUCAGAAGACGGUGUUCUUGCUGACCGACGCUCAGAUCAAAGACGAGGCCUUUCUGGAAGACGUGGACAGCGUCCUGAACACGGGAGAGGUGCCCAAUCUGUUCGCCAUCGACGAGAAGCAGGAGAUCAUGGAGACAGUGCGUCCCAUCGCCCAGGCCGGCGAUAAGAAUCUGGAGUUGAGUCCCUUGACUCUGUUCGCCUUCUUCGUGGCACGCUGUCGAGAGAACCUCCACAUUGUCGUGGCCUUCAGCCCGAUUGGAAACGCCUUUCGAAAUCGCCUGCGCCAAUUCCCCUCGCUCAUCAACUGCUGCACCAUUGACUGGUUCCAGCCGUGGCCGGAGGAGGCUCUGGAGCGAGUGGCCAACUCCUUCCUGGGCUCGUUGGAGAUGAGCGAGAACGAGAGGCAGGAGGUCGUGCCCAUCUGCAAAACAUUCCACACGUCCGCCAAGCAGCUCUCACUGCGAUUCCUCUCUGAGCUGGGUCGCCAUAACUACGUGACCCCCACGUCCUACCUGGAGCUGAUCGCGGCUUUCCGGCUGCUGCUCACUCAGAGGAGAGAAACUGUCAUGAGGGCCAAACAGCGCUACACCAACGGUCUGGAUAAACUGGCCUUUGCCGAAUCUCAGGUCGGUGCGAUGAAGAAGGAGCUCAUCGACCUGCAGCCCAAACUGGAACAGGCCAAGAUAGACAACAACACAAUUAUGAAGGUGAUCGAAGUGGAGUCCGUAGAGGUGGAAGCCAAAAGUAAAGUGGUGCGUGUCGACGAGGAGGCGGCAACCAUAAAAGCCAAUGAGGCCGAGGCUCUGAAGAAAGAGUGCGAGAGCGACUUGGCCGACGCCAUCCCCGCCCUGGAGGACGCCCUCUCGGCCUUGGACACGUUGAAGCCCUCUGACGUCACAAUCGUGAAGGCGAUGAAAAAUCCUCCUUCGGGGGUGAAGCUGGUGAUGUCCGCCGUGUGCGUGAUGAAGGACAUAAAGCCGGAUAAGAUAGCUGACCCGGCUGGGACUGGAAAAAAGGUUUUUGACUACUGGGGUCCAAGCAAGAAGCUACUGGGUGACAUGAACUUUUUACGAGAUCUUAGAGAAUAUGACAAGGACAAUAUUCCCUUGUCUGUGAUGCAAAAGAUCCGUCGGGAGUACGUCACCAAUCCUGACUUUGUCCCCAGCAUUGUGGCGAAAGCCUCCUCUGCAGCAGAGGGCCUGUGCAAGUGGGUCAAAGCAAUGGAGCAGUAUGACCGGGUGGCGAAGGUCGUGGCUCCAAAGAAGGCCAACCUCGCGGAGGCGCAGGAGUCCCUGGCCACCAUCAUGGCCCUGCUGGACCAGAAGCGGGCCGAGCUCAAGGAGGUCGAGGACCGCCUGGCCGCCCUUCAGAAAACCUUCGAGGAGAAGACGGAGGAGAAGGCCCAGCUGGAGAUCCAGGUGGACCUGUGUGCCAGGAAGUUGGAGAGGGCGGUGAAGCUCAUUGGUGGUCUGGGCGGAGAGAAGACCAGAUGGUCCAAGGCAGCCGAUGACCUGCAGAGCACGUACGAUAACCUGACUGGAGACGUUCUCAUCUCCGCUGGGGUCAUCGCCUAUCUGGGGGCCUUCACUGCCGGCUUCAGACAGGACUGCACCAAGUCAUGGACCAAACUCUGCCAGUCUCAGAACAUUCCAUCGGCAGACGACUUCUCUCUCAGUAAGACUCUGGGAGAUCCCAUUAAGAUCAGGGCCUGGAACAUCGCAGGCCUUCCCAGUGACUCCUUCUCCAUCGACAAUGGUGUCAUCGUCAGCAAUUCACGAAGAUGGCCCCUGAUGAUCGACCCUCAGGGUCAGGCCAACAAGUGGGUGAAGAACUCCGAGAAAGACAACAAACUGAGCGUAAUCAAGCUCACGGACGGCGACUACAUGAGAACUCUGGAGAACUGCAUUCAGUUCGGAACGCCGUUGCUGCUGGAAAAUGUCGGCGAGGAGCUGGACCCCUCGCUGGAGCCACUGCUGGUCAAACAAACCUUCAAACAAGGCGGUGUGGAUUGCAUCCGGCUCGGGGAGAGCGUGAUCGAGUACUCCUGCGAUUUCCGCUUCUACAUCACCACUAAGCUGAGGAACCCGCACUACCUCCCAGAACUGGCCACCAAGGUGUCUCUGCUCAAUUUCAUGAUCACCCCAGAGGGCUUGGAGGACCAGCUGCUGGGGAUCGUAGUCGCCAAAGAAAAGCCGGAACUGGAAGAGGAGCGCAACGCUCUCAUCCUGCAGUCGGCCGCCAACAAGAGGCAGCUGAAGGAGAUCGAGGACAAGAUCCUGGAGACGCUCUCGUCCUCCGAGGGAAACAUCCUGGAGGACGAGAGCGCCAUUCAGAUCCUAGACUCCGCAAAGAUCAUGUCCAAUGAGAUCAGCAAGAAGCAGCAGAUUGCAGAGACGACAGAGAUCAAGAUAGCGGAGUCCAGAGAGGGUUACAGAGACAUUGCCAAGCACUCCUCCAUCCUGUUCUUCAGCAUUGCUGAUCUCACCAAUAUAGACCCCAUGUACCAGUACUCGCUCAGCUGGUUUGUCAACCUCUACAUUAACUCCAUACAAGACAGUAACAAGUCGAAGAACCUGGAGAGGAGGCUCCGAUUCCUGAUCGACCACUUCACCUACAACCUCUACUGUAACGUCUGUCGCUCUCUGUUCGAGAGGGACAAACUCCUCUUCUCCUUCCUCCUCUGCUGCAACCUCCUCCUUGCUAAAGAGGAGAUUGCAUACUCUGACUUCAUGUUCUUCCUGACGGGGGGAGUGGGACUGCAGAACACCGUCGCUAACCCCGACCCCGGCUGGCUUCAGGACAAGAGCUGGGACGAGACCUGCAGAGCCAGCGAACUGUCUGGCCUACAAGGAAUAAAAGAGGCUUUCAUCAAAAGCCCAGAAGGCUUUAAAUCUAUUUAUGACAGCAAAGAACCGAGCAACACUGAGCUGCCCGCUCCGUGGUGUGAACAACUCAACGACCUGCAGAAGAUGAUCAUCGUUCGCUGUCUCAGGCCCGACAAGAUUGUUCCAUCUGUGACUAAAUACGUGACUGGCAAACUGGGGAAGAAAUUUGUCCAGCCCCCUCCCUUUGACCUGAGUAAGAGCUACCUGGACUCCAACUCCACCGUCCCACUCGUAUUUGUGCUGUCUCCGGGAGCUGAUCCCAUGGCUAGCUUACUGAAGUUCGCCAGUGACAAGAACAUGGACGGUGCCAAGUUCCAGUCCAUCUCUCUGGGGCAGGGCCAGGGACCCAUCGCGGCCAAAAUGAUAUCCACAGCCAUGCAGGAGGGGACGUGGGUGUGUUUGCAGAAUUGUCACCUGGCUGUUUCCUGGAUGUCCAACUUGGAGAAGAUCUGCGAGGACUUCAGUCCAGCAACUUGCCACCCGGACUUCCGCCUUUGGCUCACGAGCUACCCUUCACCCAAGUUUCCAGUGACCAUCCUGCAGAACGGGGUGAAGAUGACAAACGAGCCUCCUACGGGACUCCGACUCAACCUGCUGCAGUCGUACCUGUCCGAUCCGGUUUCGGACUCGAACUUCUUCACGAGCUGCCCCGACAAAGAGCUGAUUUGGGAGAAGCUCCUGUAUGGACUGUGUUUCUUCCACGCUCUUGUUCAGGAGAGGAAGAAGUUCGGUCCGCUGGGCUGGAAUAUCCCCUACGGCUUCAAUGAGUCCGACUUGCGUAUCAGCAUCAGGCAGCUGCAGCUGUUUGUGAAUGAAUACGACGAGGUGCCCUUCGAGGCCAUAACUUACCUGACGGGCGAGUGUAACUAUGGCGGCCGUGUGACAGACGACUGGGACCGGCGACUCCUGAUGACCGUCCUGGCCGACUUCUACAACCAGGACAUCAUCCUGAAACCCCGCUACCCUUUCUCACCGAGCGGCGAAUACUUUGCCCCUCCGAAAUCGACCUAUGACGACUAUGUUCUAUUCAUCAAGGAGCUUCCGUUCAGCCAGCAUCCCGAGGUGUUUGGGAUGCAUGAAAACGUCGACAUUUCUAAAGAUCUCCAGCAGACAAAGCUGCUGUUUGAUUCGCUGCUGCUCACCCAGGGAGGAGGGGCUAAAGGAGGGGCUAGCUCUGGGAGUGACAGCGCGCUGUUCGACAUCGCAAAUGACAUCCUCAACGAGCUUCCAGCUAAUUUUGACACAGAAGCAACCCUCUUGAAGUUCCCGGUGGUCUACGAGGAGAGCAUGAACACUGUCCUCGUCCAAGAGAUGGAGCGCUACAACACGCUGUGCAGUACGAUCCGUGUGAGCCUGCAGAAUCUGUUGAAGGCCAUCAAGGGCUUGGUGGUGAUGGAUGCCGAGCUGGAGGCCGUCGCGGGCGGUUUGAUAGUGGGAAAGGUCCCAGAGAAAUGGGCCAAGUGCUCUUACCCCAGCCUCAAGCCUCUGGGCAGCUACAUUACUGACUUUCUCUUGAGGCUCAAGUUUUUGCAGGAUUGGUGCGACACCAGUAAGCCCAACGUGUUCUGGCUGUCUGGGUUCUUCUUCACCCAGGCCUUCCUAACUGGGGCCAUGCAGAACUACGCCAGGAAGUACCACGUCCCCAUUGACCUGCUCGGCUUUGAUUUUCAGGUUCUUCCUAUUGAUAAGUCGGACGUGCCGCCUGAAGACGGCGUUUACGUUCACGGGUUGUUUCUGGAUGGAGCUCGAUGGGACAUUGGAAGUGGGGUUCUGGCUGAGCAGCACCCCAAAGUCCUGUUUGACGUGGUGCCAAUCAUCUGGAUAAAACCCACUGAAAAGAAGAGCAUGGAUCAGGCUCAGCAGCUGUACGUCUGCCCUCUCUACAAGACCAGCGAGAGGAAGGGCACCCUCUCCACCACGGGCCACUCCACGAACUUUGUCAUUUCCAUGGUGCUGCCCACCAGGCAGCGCCCUCAGCAAUGGAUAAAGCGCGGCGUCGCCAUGCUCUGCCAGCUGGACGACUGA
Cyclopterus lumpus (lumpfish) is the source of this 11955-nucleotide messenger RNA. It is a transcript of the gene dnah12, whose product is annotated as dynein, axonemal, heavy chain 12. The transcript is spliced from 73 exons. The record is from RefSeq and is a predicted model, not a curated record. Gene Ontology annotation, molecular function: dynein light intermediate chain binding; ATP binding; minus-end-directed microtubule motor activity. Gene Ontology annotation, cellular component: dynein complex. The coding region runs from base 1 to 11955 and encodes 3984 amino acids. NCBI's taxonomy places the organism in Eukaryota, Metazoa, Chordata, Actinopteri, Perciformes, Cyclopteridae. Gene Ontology annotation, biological process: microtubule-based movement.